This is a messenger RNA of Boleophthalmus pectinirostris (great blue-spotted mudskipper), 2602 nucleotides long. It is a transcript of the gene slc7a6, whose product is annotated as solute carrier family 7 member 6. The record is from RefSeq and is a predicted model, not a curated record. Gene Ontology annotation, cellular component: membrane. NCBI's taxonomy places the organism in Eukaryota, Metazoa, Chordata, Actinopteri, Gobiiformes, Gobiidae. Gene Ontology annotation, biological process: amino acid transmembrane transport. Gene Ontology annotation, molecular function: L-amino acid transmembrane transporter activity. Bases 192 to 1679 code for a protein of 495 amino acids. The transcript is spliced from 10 exons.
CGUGACGUCUCCUCACAGCUGAAAACAGAGGCAGCAGCCAGUUGUUUGCGGGGCGCAGAUGCACUUUAAAAGACACCGUGCUGGCUACCUCCCAAAACCAGGGGAAACACACUCAGGUAGUCCCAGCAGUGGCCUGACUUGGCAGGGAGGGCCAUAUUGUCUGCUCGUGCCUUAGCCCCGUGACCAGCACCAUGGACAGCUGCGAAGAGGCCAAAGCGCUCAACGGCAGCAUGGCCCACGUCCAUUGCGAAGAGGCCCCCCCGAAGGAGAGCAUGCAGCUGAAAAAGGAAAUCUCCCUCCUCAACGGUGUCAGCCUCAUUGUGGGAAACAUGAUCGGAUCGGGAAUCUUCGUAUCUCCCAAGGGUGUCCUAAUCUACAGCGCCUCCUAUGGACUGUCCCUGGUCAUAUGGGCCAUCGGGGGGAUCUUCUCAGUGUUCGGAGCACUGUGUUAUGCAGAACUUGGCACCACCAUCACCAAAUCAGGGGCAUCUUAUGCGUACAUACUGGAGUCAUUUGGUGGUUUUAUAGCAUUUAUUAGACUGUGGACUUCGUUGUUGAUCAUCGAGCCCACCAGUCAAGCGGUUAUAGCCAUAACGUUUGCUAACUACCUGGUACAGCCGCUCUUCCCCACAUGUGAGCCUCCCUAUACAGCGUCCCGGCUAAUAGCAGCAGCUUGUAUAUGCUUACUCACAUUUAUCAACUCAGCCUACGUGAAGUGGGGAACCAGAGUCCAGGAUAUUUUCACUUAUGCCAAGGUGGCCGCACUUAUAGUCAUCAUUGUAACAGGAAUCGUUAAGCUGUGCCAAGGUUACACAGCAAAUCUGGAGUCGUCCUUUGAGGGCUCGUCCACUGACCCAGGAGACAUCGCACUCGCACUUUACUCUGCACUUUUCUCCUACUCAGGCUGGGACACGCUCAACUUUGUCACAGAAGAGAUUAAAAACCCAGAAAGAAACCUACCUCUAGCCAUAGCCAUCUCUAUGCCUAUAGUCACCAUCAUCUACAUCCUCACUAAUAUCGCUUACUAUGCAGUCCUGGACAUCAGUGCAAUACUCGCCAGUGAUGCAGUGGCCGUGACAUUUGCAGACCAUACGCUGGGGGUUAUGAGCUGGAUCAUCCCCAUAGCUGUAGCGCUGUCCUGUUAUGGGGGUCUCAAUGCUUCCAUCAUCGCUGCAUCCAGGUUGUUCUUCGUGGGCUCUCGUGAAGGGCACCUCCCCGAUGCGUUGUCCAUGAUUCACAUACAGAGGUUCACUCCUAUUCCUGCUCUCAUCUUUAAUUGCAUCAUGUCUCUGAUCUACCUCACUGUGGAGGACGUGUUCCAGCUCAUAAACUACUACAGUUUCAGUUACUGGUUCUUCAUGGGCCUGUCUAUCGCUGGACAGAUCUACCUCCGCUGGAAGGAGCCCGACCGACCCAGGCCGCUCAAGCUGACCCUGUUAUACCCGGUGGUGUUCUGCCUGUGCACUGUGUUCCUGGUGGCAGUGCCUCUGUACAGUGACACUCUGAACUCUUUGAUUGGCAUUGCCAUCGCUCUGUCAGGAGUGCCCGUCUACUUCCUCGGAGUCUAUCUGCCCGAGUCCAAGAGGCCCCCUGUCAUCACCAAGCUGUUGCGUUCACUGACCCACUUUACUCAAUAUACGUGUUACUGCGUACUGACAGAGAUGGACAAGAGCGACUAGCACUUCCCACCCACUGCCUGACCACGUGAAUGAAGAAAAAAAAAAAAACUUUUAAUUUAUUUUAAUGAUCUUUAAGCUGAAGCAUUUCGAGUUCACUUGUUUACAGCGGUGCCACAGGUGUUGAUCACUUCUGCAUUUACACUGGAAUUCAAACCGCUCUUGGGGAAUUUGACAACUGGAUAUUUUUUUCUAUACUUGGUUCACACUAAUUAGCACCCAAUCAAAUCACUUUAUGUAUUUAUGUUUCUGAUUAUUUGUAAUAGACUAUUUUAAUUUGUUUGUGUGGAAAAUUAUGUAUUUGGGAAUUGUUCUAGUCAUUAGCUUGAUGGAUUUGAUUUAAUUUAAAAAUGGUAGAAUGUUGUUCAUCACUGGCCUUGUUCACAUGGACAGCAAAAUCGGAUAAUAAUCUCAUUUUUGGGCCUUUAAUAUUACAUAAAUGACAUGUAAAUAGCAAAAUCUGGUGUAAGUAAUCAAAUGGACCAUGAUGAAAGAAAUUAGAUGAUUUGGGUUUUUACAUUUAAUUUAAAAAUCACAACAUUGUUUUCUAUUAGACUUAAGUGAGAAUAUGAUUACGUUUGAUGAGAAAUUGCUUUCUCAUCUGGAACAAAGUAAAUAUUUAUUGGAAGACACAAGAAUCACUGGUUUGAUGCUUUAUAUUUCACUGAGUAGUUUACUCUUACAUUACAUAAAUAAGAGCUAUUGUACCAUUUUAGUAUUGAAAAUGUCUUCCUCGUACUUUAUGGAAUCAUGCAAUAAAAAUAGACAAUUUGAAUUAUUUCUCUUUACAAAUAUUUCAAAUGCAAACUACCAUUCCAAAACAUUUUCUAAUUUAGGACUAGAAAUGCUAGGCAAUGCUAGCCCCUAUAUUUGACCAUUUUUCCAGAUGUAAUUGUGCGUUCAAAAUAAAACACUCCAGGCAGCAG